Messenger RNA from Rhodamnia argentea, 441 nucleotides. RefSeq lists its product as uncharacterized. NCBI's taxonomy places the organism in Eukaryota, Viridiplantae, Streptophyta, Magnoliopsida, Myrtales, Myrtaceae. The transcript is spliced from 3 exons. The record is from RefSeq and is a predicted model, not a curated record. The coding region runs from base 98 to 427 and encodes 109 amino acids.
AGAUUGAAUGAAAUGAUGGGGGUCAAUCUCGCAUGAUCUGGUGGAGAUCACAGAGCUCCAGGACUCGGGGCGUCUAAACUCUAAAAGACGUCCAGCGAUGCAACUUAUCGGAUCUUCAUACGUUCAUCGUUCUACUGCAGCAGAGAGAAACAACUGGUCCAUGAAAAGACUGCUCCGACGAGUCGAGCACUUUGGUCACACUGUCCAGAACGAUUCGCAUUUUGCUUUGAAAGUUCAAGGAAUGGAGAUUUCUGGUCAGCGGAAGUUGACACGAUGCUUCAGGGGUAUCGUGCUCGGGUUCGUUGGAGCAGUCAAUAAUGCAUUCACAAGGAAGAGUAGAAGGAUUUACCAAUGUUUUGAUAAAUUAGAUAUGGUCUUCCUUCUCUUACAUGAUUCAAAGAACGGAGAAGGUGAUGGAGGAGUAUGACAUGAUGCUUCGGA